This is a messenger RNA of Paramecium tetraurelia, 1458 nucleotides long. RefSeq lists its product as uncharacterized. The record is from RefSeq and is a predicted model, not a curated record. The transcript has 4 exons. Lineage: Eukaryota; Ciliophora; Oligohymenophorea; Peniculida; Parameciidae.
AUGAAUUAAGAUGAUCACAAUUCCAAUGAACACAAGGUUGAAAAGUAACUCCACUAUUAUGAUUAAGAAUGGCCUCAACAACCACCAUCCUUAUCUCCAAGAUUCACUCCUCAACAGUGUUAUCUCUUCCCUCCUCAAAAUAUGUCAAACUUCAAUCUUCAUGCUGAGCCUGAAUUUUAAGAUAAAAACAAACCCAAAUACCCAUUUCGAAAAUUGUCUGCAGGAGAUGCUCCAGAUGAGGAGGAUCAAUUCCGACAGCCCUACAAUCCCUACUAUCAAUAGGUCCCCCCUCAAAUGAAAUAUCCCCAAAAUAACCCUUUUAUGCAGAUGAAAUAUCCUGUGCCAUAUCCACCUCCAUGGUAUAGACAUCCCUAUCCGCCAUUCUAUUAUCCCCCUUUUGAUUCGUCAACUUCAGUCCAAAGUUAACCAACUUGUGCAAUUUUAAAAGGUCUCUCUCCUUUCAAUGCAAUUGCAAGAAAAGCAAAUGUCUAAAAUUAUACUGCGAAUGCUUCGCCAACAAUUGGGUCUGCUCACAGAGCUGCAAUUGCACCGAAUGCAAAAAUAGAAUCGACAAUCCCAAUGAAAGAUCAAAAGCCAUCGAAGAAGCCUUACUCAGAAAUCCAGAAGCCUUCUCUACGAUCCUCACCAAUAAUGGCUAACAAGCACAAAUCAUCCCAGAACCCAAAUCGCAGAAAGAAUAAAGCAAGGAAACCAAAAAAGGAUGCAAUUGUAAGAAAUCAGAAUGCAAAAAGAAAUAUUGUGAAUGCUAUAGUAUUAAUUAAAAAUGUACUGAUUUGUGCAAAUGCGAAAACUGUUUAAACAAAGAGGAACCACUAGAGAAACUACCUAAUCCAAAACCAGAUAAUCAUCCUCCAGCUCAGCAAUAGUUACAAAAACAGGAAGUUGUCUAAAAAAAAGAUUAGAAGUCUAAAAAAAUCAAAAAAGAAGAAGUUUAAAUUAAAAUCAAUACUAAAAAUCAAAAAAAGAAAAAAAAGAAUUGAUAAUCAUUUUUAUGUGUAUAUUAUAUAUCAUUGUAAAAAAUCAAAUAGAUUCCUCCAUAUCAAAUUGGCUGUAUUUCUUGGAAACAUCUACUUACGAGUCAUUUAUUCUGUUGAAUUUACUUUUUAAAUAUUUCAUAACUUUUUUCACCUGCUUAACAAUCGAACCUAACAUCAAUCCAUUACUAAUAAUACCUUUUUUAUAGUAUUCAUCAUUUUCUGGAAUUGGCUAUUAUGCUUAGCUCUAAUGAAGAAUUUUGAGACUAAUAAUCAAUUCCCCAAUCCUUUAAAUAACCUUCCUUGUGUACAAGUGAACGACAGAUCAAUGCCAAAAAUAUUAAAAGAAUUACAAACUUCGCAUUCUCAAUCCUAUAAACUUCCAAGAAAAGCAUAAAUACAUACAUCAUUAUCUUUUCCUCUCGAAUUUUACUCCUUUUCAUUGUUUUAUCCCAAUGUUUGA